AAAGCGCAUUUGUAACGCGGGCGACAACGUGCCCGAAAUCCCCGGACGGUGGGUCUGCAUCGAGACCCCGAGCUCUGGAGCUGGAAAAACCCGGGUAAGUUCCAGCUCUGUCAACUGGAAGCCGAGGCGAAUGCAGGGACCUGGAUGAGAGUCAGGUUUCUUUUCUCAAAGUGAGGGUAUCAAUAAUGACUGCUUCAUGGCGUUGGUUUAAAACUUUAAGUCACCACCUGUAAAGCAAACAGCCGACUGUAGGCUACUAAGCCAUGAGCGGACUGCUGCUGUUAUAUUUAGAAGACACUUUGUUCCAUUCGUUGGCUGCCAUACCUCACAACCACAUCUGCAUUAAAUAUAACUGAGGCUCAGGUCACAAGCUAGCAGUGAGGGAGCUGGGGUUCAAAGGCAGGUGUGAUUUAUUUCCCGUUUCAGGCGCUAAUAUCACACCUGCCUAAAACCAGCAUUGCAGCCUUCACAGCACUUAGCAGAAUGGCAUGUCCCCAAAUACUCAGGGAGUGGUUGUAGAUGGAAUCUUACCAUGUGUCAAAUGUAGUCUGGAUUUCUGGUGUGUCUUCAGAUCUCUUGGGACAGGUUCCUGGCCCCUUCUGCAUUGUCAGGGUGUCUCUCUUUUAAGUCUGAUGUAAAGAAUUCUAAGAGUCAGAUUUUUGCCACUAACAUGGUUUCUCAGGUCAGGUCGCAGGCUCCUUGAACAGAGCAGCCCUUGCGAGGUGGGAAGCAGGGGUCUCUGUGAACAGUUUUACCUGGAAGAGAACACCCCUCAGACCUAGACCUCCCGAGCUUCAGAGCAGAGGCAGAAGAGCCCACAGAGGAGCAGAUCCUAGAUGUGUAUGGUCAGAAGCAGUUCUUGAUCCUCCUUCCCAGAACGAGCCAGACUUGGUGAAGCCUCCAGAAGCCACCACACAAUGGGUGACAGUGGGUGGUUUGGGCCAGCUUUGAGAAGAGCAAAAUGGGCUAGGUGGUGGCCAGGGACAGGCUGCUCAGGAAAGGCCGCAUCAUUGCAUAGGUCUGAGGGUAGGGGUAACCGGAGAUUCUGUCCCCAGAUCCCAAAGUAGCCCCCAGUCCCUUUGUUCUCCACUCUUUACAGAUGCCAGACUGCUGUUAACAUAUGUGACACUGGAGACUUUGUCCCUACCUCAUAGAAUCCCAGCAUGAUGAUACAUGAAGGGUUUUCCGUGGCUAUCUACUUCUGAUUCUUUUGAAAGCUUUAAAGACAUUGGGCAUGAAAGGUUCAGUGAGUUUCCGGGGAUCCCUCGUUUGUGGUAGAGCCAGGAGAAAAACAGUUCCGUUCAUUCUUUCACAGCUGAGGCUUUACAGUUCUCUAUACUCUCCCAAGAGCCACAGAAAAUGGACACAUUUCAGGACGUGACUGUGGAAUUCAGCCAGGAGGAGUGGCAGCACAUGGGCCCUGUUGAGAGGACCCUGUACAGAGAUGUGAUGCUGGAGAACUACAGCCACCUCGUCUCAGUGGGGUACUGCUUUACAAAACCAGAACUGAUCUUCACAUUGGAACAAGGAGAAGAUCCAUGGUUAUUAGAGAAAGAGAAAGGAUUUCUAAGCAGGAACUCCCCAGAAGACUCCCAACCUGAUGAAAUCUCAGAGAAGAGCCCAGAAAAUCAAGGCAAACAUUUGUUGCAAGUUUUAUUCACCAAUAAAUUAUUGACUACAGACCAAGAAAUUUCAGGAAAACCACAUAAUCGAGACAUAAACAUUUUUCCUGCAAGAAUGAUGCCUUGUAAAUGUGACAUUGCGGGGUCUGCUUGCCAGGGGCUCAGCCUGAUGGCCCCACACUGUCAGUAUUCAAAAGAAAAGGCUCAUGAGCAUAAUGUUUGUGACAAAUGGCUCAUCAGUAUUAAGGAUGGCAGAACUAACACUCAAGAGAAAUCUUUCGCUUAUAGUAAAAUUGUGAAAACCCUCCAUCAUAAGGAGGAAGUUAUUCAACAUCAGACAAUUCAGACUCUGGGGCAAGAUUUUGAAUAUAAUGAAAGUAGAAAAGCUUUUCUUGAAAAGGCUGCCCUUGUUACAUCUAACAGUACCCACCCAAAAGGAAAAUCUUACAAUUUCAAUAAAUUUGGGGAAAACAAAUAUGAUAAAUCAACCUUUAUUAUUCCUCAGAACAUGAAUCCAGAGAAGAGUCACUAUGAGUUUAAUGAUACUGGAAAUUGUUUCUGUAGAAUCACUCACAAAACUCUCACAGGAGGGAAAUCCUUCAGCCAAAAGUCACACAUUAGAGAACAUCAUAGAGUUCAUAUAGGGGUGAAACCCUUUGAAUAUGGAAAAAGUUUCAACCGUAAUUCAACCCUCCCAGUGCAUCAGAGAACUCAUGCAACAGAUAAAUACUCUGAUUAUCACCCAUGUACAGAGACAUUCAGCUACCAGUCAACUUUCAGUGUACGUCAGAAGGUUCACAUAAGGGCAAAACCCUAUGAGUAUAAUGAAUGUGGGAAAUCCUGCUCUAUGAAUUCACACUUGAUUUGGCCUCAGAAAAGUCACACAGGAGAGAAACCCUAUGAAUGUCCUGAGUGCGGGAAAGCCUUCAGUGAGAAGUCACGCCUAAGAAAACAUCAGAGAACUCACACGGGAGAGAAACCAUACAAAUGUGAUGGAUGUGAUAAAGCUUUCAGUGCAAAGUCAGGCCUAAGAAUACACCAGAGAACCCACACAGGGGAGAAACCAUUCGAAUGUCAUGAAUGUGGGAAAUCUUUUAACUAUAAGUCAAUCCUCAUAGUGCAUCAGAGAACUCACACAGGGGAGAAACCUUUUGAAUGUAAUGAAUGCGGGAAAUCUUUCAGCCAUAUGUCAGGCCUAAGGAAUCACCGAAGAACUCACACAGGGGAAAGACCAUAUAAAUGUGAUGAAUGUGGGAAAGCUUUCAAACUGAAGUCAGGCCUGAGGAAACAUCAUAGAACACACACAGGGGAGAAGCCCUACAAAUGUAAUCAGUGUGGAAAAGCUUUCGGUCAGAAAUCACAACUCAGAGGACAUCAUAGAAUUCACACAGGGGAAAAACCCUAUAAAUGUAAUCAUUGUGGGGAAGCUUUCAGUCAGAAAUCAAACCUCAGAGUACAUCACAGAACUCAUACUGGGGAGAAACCCUAUCAAUGUGAGGAGUGUGGAAAAACAUUCAGGCAGAAAUCAAAUCUCAGAGGGCAUCAGAGAACUCACACUGGGGAGAAGCCCUAUGAAUGUAAUGAAUGUGGAAAAGCUUUCAGUGAGAAGUCAGUCCUAAGAAAACAUCAGCGAACUCACACUGGGGAGAAACCAUAUAAUUGUAGUCAGUGUGGGGAAGCUUUCAGUCAGAAAUCCAAUCUCAGAGUACAUCAGAGAACUCACACAGGGGAGAAACCCUAUAAAUGUGAUAAAUGUGGGAGAACUUUCAGUCAAAAAUCAAGCCUUAGAGAACAUCAGAAAGCCCACCCAGGGGAUUAAAUGUAUGCAUAUAAAGAAUACGAAAAAACUCUGAGCUGGAAAUCAAACCUCACAAUACAUAAAUGAACACACAGGAGAGAACUGUUAACAUAGUGAGCACUGGAAUUUCCUCUACAAUUUCAGCCUCCACCAAAUAUCAAAGAAUAGAAGAUAAAUUGUUGAAAUCUAUUUUAUAUGGGCCUUCUCUCAGCCAGAGCACAGUCUUCUAUGGAUAUACAGAACUCACACAGCAAAGAAACCCUAUAAACAUAACGAAUAUGGAAAAUACUCUUGUGAACUCACUCCUCAGAAAACUCACGCUGCAGAAAAGCUCUGAGAAAGUAAUAAAAAUGUGAAAACUUUGUGCCAACAAUCAAAACUCAUUCACCAUCAGAGAAAUCACACAAUGACAAAAGCUAGAAUAUAAUAAGUGUGUGAUAAACUUUAAUGGAAAGUCAGUACAGCAGAAAAUACAUUCAAGAUAGAGACCUCAUAGUAUAUUAAAACAAACAAGAAAUGAAGUUAAUGGAUGUGGGAAAUUCUUCUGCCAUGUCAACCCUCAUUUUAACCUACACAGAGGUAAUCCCUAUAUGUCAUAUAAUAACUAUUGAAAUGUUCACUAGUAAUCAUUUUCACUUCUCCCUCAUGCCACACCUGGCCUAAAUUUCUCAACCACUCUCUCAUCUAAACGGGGUCAUAUUGUUACCCUCUAGCUAGUGGAAUAUGGGGUCAGUGACAGGUCUUAAAUACAUCAGUCAAAUUCUCAAUAUUUUCUUCUAUCCCUCAUUAGAAUGGAAUGGAGGAAAACCUUGGGACUCAGGCUCUGAUGAUGGAAAGUACAAGAUGGUAGGAACCCGGGUCAGAGAAGGAUCCUGUGGCAUGGAGUUUUCUCCUCCCUGUACACAGUUGGACUUUUUGCAGUGAGGAAAUAAAUGUGUUCUCUGCUGAACUUCUAAA
Pan troglodytes (chimpanzee) is the source of this 4377-nucleotide messenger RNA. RefSeq names its product zinc finger protein 782 (gene ZNF782). Gene Ontology annotation, molecular function: DNA-binding transcription factor activity, RNA polymerase II-specific; RNA polymerase II cis-regulatory region sequence-specific DNA binding. The coding region runs from base 1360 to 3441 and encodes 693 amino acids. Gene Ontology annotation, biological process: regulation of transcription by RNA polymerase II. Lineage: Eukaryota; Metazoa; Chordata; Mammalia; Primates; Hominidae. The record is from RefSeq and is a predicted model, not a curated record. The transcript has 5 exons.